AUGACUUCCCUUUUCUCCUGGCUGCGGCGGAUCUACUCGCUCGACACCCUUGACACUCGCUUUACCUCUACCGCCAUCAAUCCAGCCGACACGCGACCUGCUUCCGCGAAAGAUGCUCGCGCUCAUGCCACUGCCCAAAAUGCUCGCGCUCCGCUCUGGCGUACACCGGAAUUCUUUAUCUACUAUCUAUUCUUCAUUGUUCUCGUUCCUUUAAUGUUCAAAACUGUGGUUGAUGCCUCCAAGGAAAGUCACCCGAUUUACCCUACCUACUCAGAUCUCCUAUCGCCAGGAUGGAUCCCUGGCCGCUUAGUUGACAACUCCGAUGCACAAUACGCCAGCUUCCGCGACAACAUUCCCUACCUCGUGUUGCUUCUUAUUGCCCACCCAUUGGUCCGUCGAAUCUAUAGCUCGUGUGUGAGCCGCGCGAGUACUACAAUCAAACCCUCCAGCUCGUCCACAGUGGCUGCAGGAGAUGUCCAGCUCGAACAGCGGAUGCGCUUUGACUUCGUGUUUGGUCUUAUCUUUAUUACGGCCCUUCAUGGAGUUUCUGCGCUCAAGGUGCUCCUCAUUUUGCUCAUCAACUACCGCAUUAGCAAGCACCUUCCUCGGUCCUACAUUCCGGCUGUGACAUGGACGUUCAACAUCUGCAUCCUCUUCGCCAAUGAAUUAUGUGGAGGAUACCCGUUGGAGAAGGUCGUCAUGCUCUUGACUCCGGGAUCUAGCACGCCAGGAGACAAAGGGUCCUUGUUGGUCCAGUGGGCUCAGACCCUGGAUAACUUCGGAGGAAUCAUGCCUCGAUGGGAGGUCCUUUUCAAAGUCACUGUGUUGCGGCUGAUUAGUUUCAAUAUGGACUACUACUGGAGCGUGGAUUAUGUCUCAGCGAGCCCGAUUGAAGUAUGUUCUCCUGUGUCCAAUCCCGGACUGCCCAUCUCUCGAUUGGACGUAGUACUGACCGAUUUCCACAAGAAGAAACAACUUGAUCCCGCAGCUCUAUCUGACAGAGACCGUGUCAAAAUCCCCGCUGAACCGGCUGCCUUCAGUGGGCGCAACUAUAUUGCUUAUGUGCUUUACUCACCGUUGUAUCUGGCUGGUCCUAUCUUGACCUUCAAUGACUAUGUCUCCCAGCAACGAUACACACCUCUCUCACGGACACGAACACGCACCAUCCUCUACGGAAUUCGUUUUUUCUUCACCGUGAUGUGCAUGGAGCUGAUUCUUCAUUACAUAUACGCAGUGGCCAUUUCCAAGGCCUCGCCAGACUGGUCUCUCUUUACUCCAGGCCAACUCAGCAUGCUUGCUUUCUUCAACCUCCAUAUAAUCUGGCUGAAGCUACUCAUUCCAUGGCGAUUCUUCCGCCUCUGGGCUCUUAUUGAUGGGAUUGAUCCUCCAGAGAACAUGGUUCGCUGCAUGUCAAACAACUACUCUGCCUUCGCCUUCUGGCGUGGCUGGCACCGUUCUUACAACCGCUGGAUUGUGCGGUAUAUCUACAUCCCAUUGGGCGGAGGCGGUAGUGGCCGUGGCCCGGCUGGUGCAAAGCAGACAUCCACACAAUCUGGCAUCUGGUCCAAGUUCUUGCAAAUUCGCAACUUUUUGAUGGUCUUUACAUUCGUGGCCUUGUGGCACGACAUUAACCUCCGUCUCCUGAUGUGGGGCUGGCUUAUCACGCUCUUCGUUCUCCCUGAAGUCCUGGGUGGUAUGCUUUUCCCUGCUCGGCGUUGGCGCUCGCAUCCCACCGCGUACCGGUGGCUUACUGGCAUUGGGUCUGUGGGCAACGUCCUCAUGAUGAUGAUUGCAAACCUCGUUGGCUUUGCGCUCGGCCUGGACGGGCUGAAGGACUUACUGGCUAGUCUAACAGGGUCAUAUUCCGGCGUGGCAUACAUGAUUUCCUGCUGCGCGGUCUUAUUCGUCGGAAUUCAGGUCAUGUUUGAGAUUCGCGAAGAUGAACUGCGAAUGGGCAUCAACCUGAAGUGUUGA
Molecule: messenger RNA, 1974 nt
Organism: Penicillium longicatenatum
Lineage: Eukaryota; Fungi; Ascomycota; Eurotiomycetes; Eurotiales; Aspergillaceae
Product: putative glycerol:H+ symporter (Gup1)
Exons: 3
Coding region: 1-1974 (657 amino acids)
Biological process (GO): GPI anchor biosynthetic process
Cellular component (GO): endoplasmic reticulum
Source: RefSeq, a predicted model, not a curated record